Molecule: messenger RNA, 2245 nt
Organism: Penaeus chinensis
Lineage: Eukaryota; Metazoa; Arthropoda; Malacostraca; Decapoda; Penaeidae
Product: synaptotagmin-1-like
Exons: 11
Coding region: 354-1823 (489 amino acids)
Biological process (GO): regulation of dopamine secretion; cellular response to calcium ion; calcium-ion regulated exocytosis
Molecular function (GO): calcium-dependent phospholipid binding; clathrin binding; phosphatidylserine binding
Source: RefSeq, a predicted model, not a curated record
GGUGGCCAGACCUCAGUGCAUGUCAAGCUUCGAGAGGAGGUAGACGCUCGCGGUUGUUCCUCCUCCCCCAAAGCCUCUCGAAUUUCCAGGAACUAGUAAAGGACUUCCACCGUAUUCCGAACUUUCUACGAAAUACGCCCGUGGUUCUCUGUGCAUCUUCGUAUUAUCAAAUUCUCCUCCUCCUCCUCCUCCCCCCCUAGCGGUUGUCGUCGAGAGUUUUUUUCGUCGUUUUUUGUUUUUCUUCGUCAUCUGAGAAUCGACCCGCCGACCGACCGACUUAAGAAGGAUGACGCCUUUGUGAUUGGAGACGAUAAGCGAGAAAGGGAGGAAGCGGCACAAGAGGUUCCGUGAAGAUGUACACCUUAACAGCAUGGGGGAAGGUGGGCGUGAUGGCCAUCGGCGCGGGCGUGGUAGCUCUCGCGGUGGUGCUGGUGGUGUGUGUGGUUGGCCCAGGGUGCUGGCUCAACACCAUUUUCCUGAAUGACGAGGAGAGGCGGCGGCGGGAGAAGGAACGCCAGAGUAUCUUCCGCAGCGAAGCCCCGACCCUGCGCCUCACCACAUCUGCUAAGAGUCCUGAAGAUGCACCCAAGUCCGACCUUACUCUGGCGCAUACGCCUAGCCAGACGCCCACCAACACCAAGUACACCUACAUGAGCCCUGUGCACGGGACGCAUCCCGAGACCUCCUCCCUCCUCGGCGCCCUCUCCUCCAAGCGAGACUCGACCUACUCCUCGAUGUCGGAGUACAGCGGCAGGACCUCGCCGACCAACUCGUGCAGGAGCAGCGUGGGCGACAGUGUGGGCAGCGGCGUGGGGAGUCCUGUGGGGGGAGAGGCUCAGGGUCACCUCUCCUUCGGGAUCCAGUACAUCCCGACAGGUCAAGAUGCCAACACGGGCAAACUCGUUGUCACUGUCAUUGAAGCACGAGGACUGGCAGGCAAGGAGUAUUUAGGAAACGCCUGUGAUCCUUACGUCAAAGUGGUGCUGUGGAAGGAACGGCGCUCCAUCAGGAAGCACAAGUCGCCGCCACUGCACGUGUUUCGGACGCGGACGGUUCGGCACACCCAGGACCCGAGCUUCAAUCAGUCGUUCGUUGUAGAGGCUUCGAAGAGCGAGCUGAAGGAACUCGUCGUGAAAUUGGUGGCGAUGGACACGGACAAAUGGGCGAGUCCAAGUACGGUGGGGGAGGUCACUCAGCCACUCAGGGACAUCAAGAACUUGGCUGCCCUCGAACAGCGGACCACCCUGAGCUACUUCCUCGAACCUCCCAAGCUGGAACUAGGUGAGGUUCUUUUCGGUCUGAGCUAUCUCCCCACGGCGCAGAGGCUCUCGGUGUCUGUCUUAAAGGCCAAUAACCUACAGUACAGCAGUGUAGUGGACGACCUUAAGGAUUUUUGUCCCUACGUGCGCGUCCUACUCAUCAGCGGAUCCGGACGAGUGCUCAAGAAGAAGAAGACCACGUGGCGAUCCGGAACUGCUUCGCCUGUGUGGAACGAGACGCUGAUCUUCGAUUUGGCUCAGACGCAGGUUGAGCACGUGACCUUCCUGCUGGUGAUGUGCACGAGGCCCCAGCUGCCCGUGACCCCCACGAGCUCCGACGCCUCCAUCCACUCCGGCAGCGACGUCCUUCACGACUACCAGGGCGUGCAUGAUCUCUCCCUCUCGUCGUCCCCGCUGCACGACCAGCAGGGCCACAAGCGCGACAGAUACGUGGGCAAGCUGGCCCUCGGAUGCAAUGUCCGCGGCGAUGAACAGAGGCAGCAUUGGCUCGCCAUCUUGGCCAGCCCGCGCAAGGUGGUGUCGCUGUGGCACUCCUUGCGGUAGAUCCUUUUACUGCGUCUCUUAAACCCGUUUUUUUUUCUGUUUCUUUCUCUCGAAUCCGUUUUUCUUUCUUUCUUUCGAAUCUGUUUUCUUUCUCCUCUCGAAUCCGUUUUCUUUCUUUCUUCUUUCGAAUCCGUUUUCUUUUUUUCUUCUCUCGAAUCCGUUUUCUUUCUUUUCGAAUCCGUUUUCUUUCUUUUCGAAUCCGUUUUCUUUCUUCUCUCGAAUCCGUUUUCUUGACCUCUUCUUGACCUCUCUUUCUAUCAUGUAAGUCCGUUUUCUCUUUUCUUCCUGUUUAUUGGCAUUCUGGUACUUCGGGAUAUGGGAUUAAAGAUUUUAUUUUGAUUUGGAAAGACAACGAGAUACUGUCUAUGCGCACAAUGAAAGAAAUUUAAUUGGCUUCGGAAACUGCCUACAAAGGAUUUACG